Messenger RNA from Nerophis lumbriciformis (worm pipefish), 555 nucleotides. The record is from RefSeq and is a predicted model, not a curated record. NCBI's taxonomy places the organism in Eukaryota, Metazoa, Chordata, Actinopteri, Syngnathiformes, Syngnathidae.
AUGGACGCGUGCAGCCCGGAGUUGAAGGACCUGGAGACCAAAUUGGGUCGCAAAGUUCCCGAAAGUCUCGUUCGCUCGCUCGCGGGAGGCAAGCACGACAAGGUGACACCGCCGGCGGCGGCGCGUCCCGGGCGCUGUUCGGCGGACUUUGAGCGGCUGGAGGGCAAAAUGAUUUUCCUCAAACAAGAAAUGGCGAACCUGCGCGCCAUCGACGUGAAGCUGAUGCAGCAGCUCCUAUCCAUCAACGAGGGCAUCGAGUCCAUCCGCUGGGCCAUGGACGACAAAGGCGACGCGGCCAGCCAAGACGGCAGCCUGACCAGUAGCUUGUACAGCCUGUCGGACAGCCGGGACGACGGCUCUCUUCCGGGCAGCCUCACCAGCCUGAACGACGACGAGUUGGACGCGCUGUCCGUAGGCAGCUACCUGGACACGUUGGAGGACCUUCCGGAAGACCCAUCUCCUACAAACUGCUUUUUGGAUCAAUCCGCGCCGGACCUCAGUAAACCUGCGGCCAAGCUGCGAAUGGAAACGGACGAAUACUACUGCUUUGGAUAA